CUGAAUUCCCUCAUGAGAAGUGUCCUCCCAGCUUCCCAUGCACACCCUAACCUGUCCAUGGGUCAUGCCAUCUUAACUGAUGUCCUGAAGAGCAUUCCUCACCAUGGAUAGUCCACCCAAGCUGACUGGCGAGACGCUGAUUGUCCAUCACAUUCCACUGGUUCAUUGCCAGGUCCCUGACAGACAGUGCUGCUCCGUGAACAAAAGGACCAACCCCUUCUGCCAGCCAGAGAUAGGCAUCACACAGACCUCUGUCCUUCCAGACAGAGACCUUUCACAGACUGACUCCUUGGUGUACAACAGUUUUCUCCAAAGCUCAGAAACCUCAGCAGAAGCCUCAGACAACAAAGAGAGCAAAGCAAGGGACUUGAUUGUCCCUGGUGUCAGUAAGUGGCACAAUCCUUUCCUGCUAAAUGAGGGUGAAGACCUCAGCAUUUUUGGGGAUGACUUGGGUCAAAAAUCUUUCCACCUUCACAACUCUCUUGUGUCUGGCAAACCUCCCUUUCACCUGCACGAGCUGUCCUUGCCCCCUUUCCACCUCCACGACUCCAACCAUAUCGUGAAAUCCUGGAACAUGGCCAGUCGAUCUGGUCUGGUGGAUGGGCAAGAGGGCAAAAUCAGCAGUGAUGAUAUCCAGAAGAAGAACAAUGUCAACAGGUGCCGCCAGGCCUCCGAACGCAUGGAGCUGGAUGAAUGCAGCUGCCGUCGUAGGAGCUCUUCCAGCUUCUCUUUUGAUGGUGGUGACCAGGAAUGGAACCAGAACACAGGUGACGCACUGAGGAAUCAGGAUGCUCUGCACAGCCGGACAUGCAGCUGCUCCAACUCAGAGCUCCAGCACUGUCGGUGCUAUAGUUCAUCAAGUCGGUCAGAAGUGAUUGACCAGCAGAUGGGCUACAUCAGUGACUCUUCCUGCAACAGCUCUGAUGGAGUGCUGGUAAACUUCAGUGCUCUCUACAACAAAAUGAAUGACCAUUCUCGGUCUAACUUGAAUUCAGCCAAUCUGUCCUGUGACUCUUCCUUCUGCAGCCACUCAGACACAGGAGCUUUUUACCUGGAUUUGCAUUCGUCACCCACAGAAUCCAAGAUGUCUUGUGAAUCGCAUCAUCCAGAGAGUUCAGAGAAGGUGUGUGGAUGUCACCACUCCUCCUCACCUGUCCUUGAUGCUAAUUGCAACUCCUACCACCUCCACUGCGAGCCUUGCACUUCAGAGAGCUCAGAUUUCACUGCCUGCUUCCAGAGCCAAGCACGGCUUGUUGUGGCCACUCAGAAUUAUUAUAAAUUAGUCAGGUGUGACUUGUCUUCCCAGUCAUCCCCUAGCCCAGCAGGGUCUUCCAUAACCAGCUGCUCAGAAGACCACACCAAAGGUAGCCCAGCCCAGCCCAAUGAAUACUACCUGUUUAGAAGGCCUGCCUUGAGACGAGAAGAAAGCAAUGCAGAAUGCAGUGAAGUGGAGACAAAGGGAGAAACCACACAGAAUAUUAUUGAGGGUCAGGUCUAUGUAAAUGUAUCACCACCAAACCUCAACACAGGCCGACAGCGCUCCAGGAGCUACGAUCAGAACCUGGACAGGAGUCCCAACAGCCGGCUGGCCUCUCUGGAGCGCAUGGUGAGCUGUCCUGUUAUGUUGAGUGAAAGUCCAGCAAUACUCAUCCAGAGUUCUCCCCCAAAGCGAGUGACAUCUUUUGCUGAGCUGGCCAAAAGCAGGAAAAAGAAUGGUUCUUCCCCACCCCUCCGGCCCAGUGGUGAUUCCUCCUUGGAGUUCUCUCCUAUUCCUGAGACACAGCGGGAUUGUCCAACCUUCCUCGAAGAAAGAGCUCACCGCAGCCAGAGUCUUCCACCCAUGCCCUUCGUCCAUGGCCUGAACCAGAUCUGUGAGGGCUUCUGCUUGGCUCACACCUUUGGAGAUGGCCAGGCUUUGUGUUCCACCAAAGACUUGGGCUCCAGUGAGACCAUCCCUGGUGGGCACGGGGCAGGUGAGCAAACCUCUCUCUCCCUGCUCACGGAGGCCAAUGCUGGCUGCUCAGGUAGCUCUGCCAGUGUCCAAGGACAAAGAGAU
This is a messenger RNA of Tinamus guttatus (white-throated tinamou), 2056 nucleotides long. Lineage: Eukaryota; Metazoa; Chordata; Aves; Tinamiformes; Tinamidae. The record is from RefSeq and is a predicted model, not a curated record.